Molecule: messenger RNA, 2880 nt
Organism: Plasmodium vinckei vinckei
Lineage: Eukaryota; Apicomplexa; Aconoidasida; Haemosporida; Plasmodiidae
Product: conserved Plasmodium protein, unknown function
Exons: 1
Coding region: 1-2880 (959 amino acids)
Source: RefSeq, a predicted model, not a curated record
AUGGGAGGCAAUAAACAAGUGAUAAGAUCGUUGGCUCGGAGUGUUGGGAAAGUCUCAACUUUCUUUGAUGAGCAUUCUGUAUGGAAGUGUUUUAUUUCAAAUGCUUAUAGAUAUGAAAAUGAAAAAUGUGAUAUAUAUAAUAACUUUUUAAAAGAGUUUAUAAAUAUGAAUGCUCAUUUUUGCCCUAUAAAAUCGAAGAAAAAAAAUUUAAGGAAUGAACUUAUAAAAUAUAUGAGAAAAAACUUAAAGAAUGAUGAGGAUUUUUAUAAUAUUGGAUUUACUGCUAUGAGACAUUUAGGUAGAAUUAAAAAUUCAAUAUUACAAUCGAACUAUCAAACUAAAAAUUGUAUAAACAAAAUUGACAUAAAUACAACAAAAAAAAGUAGUAACGCUGAGGAAUUAGAUGAAAACAAUAAUGUACGUUAUAAAUUUUAUUCUGAUUCAAAAUUUGAAAAUAAUUAUAAUGAAAAUAUUAAUUCUUUAAUGAAUAAAAAAAAAAUAUGGAGUUGUGAAGAAGAGAAAAAUAUGUUUAAAAAUAAUAUACAUAUCAUAGACAUUAAAAAGUUAAAUGAAAAUGGUAUUGAAAAUUAUAAUAAUAAUAAUAUCAAAAUUUAUGGAAAAAAAAAAAAAAAAAAAAAACAUAUAAAAAAUGAUGAUAUAUUUUUAAGAAAAAGUAAGAGGCUCACUCAGGUUUUAAAAAAUAGUCUAAACAAAACAAGCACAGUCACAAAUCCCGAUGGGGAAGUCGAGAAAAAUUCUCAGCCUGAUGAAAAUCUAGACAAUGAACAAUCUCAAGUAAAAAUGGAUGAACAACCAGAAAGCAUGUCAGAUUCACCUAUCCUUAAAAGUGAUAAUGGACAACAUGAAAUAAAAAAAGGAACUAUCCUUAUAUCUCAUCCAUUAACUUCAAACACAUUAUGGAAUAAAUCAGUGAUUAUAAUUACACAUAAAGAUAAAAAUAAUAUUGUAUAUGGGUUGAUACUAAAUAAACAUCCUUUAUAUAAUAAUUACAUGUGUUUGUCUAAAGAAAAGGAAGUUAAAAAAAUAUUAAAUAAUUUAUAUUCAAAAAAAAAAAAAAAAAAAAAUGAAUUACAUUUACAAGAUGAUCAAAAGGGCAUCUCUACUUCUGAUAACAAAAUUUCAGAAAACACUCAAGAGAAUGUACAAUCAUCACUCGAUGAAGUAGUGAAUACUAACAAAGUAGAAACAAAUGAAAUGAAUAAUGAUGUUUCAAAACAAGAUGAGAAUACUACUCUUGUCGACAAACCAGAUCAUAGCGAGCGUAAUGAAUUAGUUUCUACAAGUAAAACUUCAAAUAAUGAAAUUGUUUCAAAUUUUAAUGAAAAUAAAGAAAAUUCAAAUAAUGGAAAAUAUGAUGAUUUUCCAACAUUAAAAGAUUUACAAGAAAUGUUUUUACGAAUACAAUUUAGAAGUACUUCAAAACAAUUUUUAAAUAAAAAAAAUAUAAAAAAUAAUAAUUUUUUUACUAUGAUGGAUGAACAUUUAUUAGAUAUAAUUACUCAUUAUAUUAUUAAACUAAAUAAAGUUCCAUUAUAUUUACGAUUUUUACCUUCCUAUAAUAUUGGAUCUAUGACUGAUAUAAAAUGUGAAAUAAAAAAACUGGAAUUUUUAAAUGAAUUUUAUAAAAUAUAUUUUGAAAAAUAUAAUAAAUGGAAAGUUGUUAUUAUAAAUAAUCGUAUCCAUAUUUUUGAUAAAGAAAAAAAAAACAAAAAUAAAUUUAAAAAUACUCAAAAUAAAUUAAGCUUAAGAAGUUCUAGCAGUAUAAGGGAAAAAGCUAUUGAAGAAACUGACGAUACCAAAUUAACGGAAGAAGAAAAAGAACAAAUCCAUAAAAAAAUUCUCAGAUUCAAAGAAACAAAUGAACUAAUUAAUGAUGAUGAUCAAUUAGAGGAAGACAAAUUAUAUGAUGCUGAAAAAAAAAAUAAAAAACAACUUUUGAGGACCCGCGCAAAACAACAAAUGUGCGACGAAGAAGAAGAAGAGGAAGAAGAUGAAAAGGAAGAUGAGGAAGACGAUGAAGAAGAUGAUGAAGAAGAAGAAGAAGAUGACGAUGAAGAUGAUGAUGAAGAGGAGGAGGAGGAAUUACCGACUGAGCAAAAUUAUUAUGAUAAUGAUUCUACAAUUGAUAUAGAUAAACAAACUUUUGAAAAAUUAAAAAAUGAAAUGAACACGAAAAGAAAAGAAAAAAAUAAAGUAUCAUCAUCUAUAGAAAGAAUAAAAUCAAAAUCUGUUAGUAAAAAUUAUUAUGCAGGAAAUCCUGUAAAUUUAUUUUGGUUAGGGGGGCCAUUACCUGGACUAACCAUUUUACACAACAUAAAAAAGUUUUCAAAAAAUAUCAUAGUAAAUGAUGUAUUAUAUGAAGGCUAUAAUGAUAAUGUAAACUUUUCAUCCUUACAUGGUCAUAAUAUAUUAGGUAAAACAGAUUAUGAACUAAGUUCUGAUAAAAUUCAAACUGACUCAAAUGACACCAAAUUAAAUGAACAAUUUAAAACAGAUAAUGAAGAAAAUGUAAAUACAGAUUGUGGUACAAAUAAAAAAUUAAUAAAAAGAUUUAUAGGAAAAGCAACAUGGGAUUUAAAUCAAUUAAUAGAAGAAUUAAAUAAUGAUUAUUGGAUACCUAUAAAUUGUGAUAAUAAAGAAUUAUUAUCUAAAAUUAUUUUUAAUACAACUAGCGAAGGAACUAAUAAUAAUGAACAUGAACAAAUGGUUAGCUCAGAUAUGUUUAAUACAUAUCAAGGAGAAAAUUUAUGGGAAAAAAUAUUAUCAUCUUUAAAUAGUGAUUAUGAAAAUAUCUCUAAAAUUCCACAAUAUGUUAUAGAUAACGUUUUGAAAGAUUUCAACCAUGCUGAAAAUGAAUAG